AUGGCGCGCGACUCAACCGAAAAAACCAACGCAGCACAUUCACCUUCACGGACGAGAGCCAGAGAUCAGGAUAAGGAUAAGGAGUUCCCGUUUGAGGAUCUUGAUAAUAGUAUAGAGGGCCAGGAGAAGAUGGCGCGGGUGUGGAAGGAUGUGUUUGUGUUGGGGAAGGGGGAGAAGAAGGGGAAGAAGGAGAAGGAGAAGCACGAGAGUGCUGGUGCUGGUGCGAAAGUGAAUGGUGAGAGUGGGGCGCCGGGAAGUUUGGUGAGGGGGAAUAAGAAGGAGCGGAAGGUGCAUGGGUUUGCGAAUGAGAGCAAGGAAUUGUUGAAUAGAAAUGGUGAGAUGAGCGACCACAUUGGUACUCAAAUCAAUGGGCGUAUUCCAGCCGACCACCCCAACGAACCGACCCAGACCGUGGAUGGAGAGCUUCAUCUCAGCAGAAAGGAGAGGAAAAAGGCUAAGAAGGCUCAAAAAGAGCGAGAGUUGCGGGAACAGAGAGAGCUGGGGGUUAGCCGAGCAAGGGACGUCGGUGCCGAGGACUCAAUGAUGAGUGUAGCUGUUGCGGAUACGCAGAACAAUCACCAUAUCAAUACCGACAAUCAGACUACAGGAAGUCAUGGUCAAGACGUCAGCCAUGAAUCCCAAGGAGCGGGACGCAAAAAGCACAAGAGGAAGCGUGGGGAGCCUUUGCUUACUGCCAAUGCUGAUGAUUCUAUUCUUGGAUACGGCGGGGAUAUUGAGGUUAACGAGGGCGGGAGGAAGAAAAAACGUAAGAAGAGCAAGGAGAAGAAGUCUAUCCGAGAACUAAAGCCACGAGUUAAGAGCGCGGAGGAAGACAGAGCCGAAACGUUUGGCACUUCCCUCAAGAAAGAGAAGGCACAUGAGGGCCAUGAAGAAAAUUCCGUUCGGGAGGAAACACCAUCGCCAGCCGAGAAGAAGCGGACCCGUAGGGAAACAACUGUUGGUGUUCUAGACACGCCGAUCAUCAAAGGAUUCAAGGACUACGCUCAUAGUUACAUGAAAGGGGAACGCCAAAAGCAGACACCAGCGGGUGAAACGAAGAAUAUUAUUGCCGGAAAACACUCUCAAAAACCAGCACUCCUGCUUCACUCUGGUCUUGAGCAUAAUACAAACGUAGACGCUAGCGAAACGACCGCCUCUGCCUCCGAAUCAGAUGAGGAAAGCAAUGGCAAAGCUGUCACUUCUUCCGCCGACGAGAGCUCGAAACAAUCCCAGAGACAAAAUCACAACUCCGCAGUCCCAGCACCCCUUCCCCGAACAUCGUACACCUCAUCCGAAGAAGACCUCGACGAUCGUUCGGUUGAGCUAGAGAAGGCAAAAGAGAAGAGCUAUCUGCUCCCAGCACAUUCAAUGGAAGCCGAUAUCAUCAGACAAGAAUACUACGCUUCGCGCAAAGAAGAACUUCGCAAGACCAUUCUCCGCGCCAGGAGAACAUCGACGGACAAGUCGGCUCCGGGUGUAGAUGAUGCAGGAAUAGACAGUUCGGCGGACGAAGGACCACUUGCGCAUACAAUCAAAGCUCCGAGAGUCAAAGAAUCCCCUAUCCCACCCCCAACCCAGCGAAAGCAACUCGGUGGCCGAUCUGCAACUUGCACGCCUAUGCCGGUGCCUGAAUACAAGAAGCUAGCUAAAGGACGCCGAGCAAGCAUCGGUGAAACCGAUUCUCUAUCCAAAUCCAAAGCCACAAAUAGCAGUCUCCGUAAAAACUCCCUGGGUAAGAUAUCGCCAGCUAUGUUUGGCAAUCUGAGUCCGGAAAAUACCAAGAAUGGAAGAGAUUCUAGCCGUCAAGUUAUUACGUCCCCUGAAAUCGCAUUCGAUGAUAAAUUCGUCAUGGUGGAAGAUCCAGCCUGGGAGACAGAACUAGGAAAAGUGCGCGCGCGCGUUAGUGGCGACGAUGCGGAGGGUGAAGAGAACAUCGCAUUCUCAUCUACGUACAUCAUGGCGCACCCUGAAGGUAUCCAGGUAGGUAAUACGAGGUUUUCUCAACUCAACAUCGCUGCUCAAUCUUCAUAUUCAUUUGUUGAGGAUGUGAAAAGUAGAGCGAGGCACUGUACUUUUGCUGCUGGGAAGAGAGCCGCUGUCACGGUUGGGGUUCAGGGGGAGGCGUCGGGCAAGCGGUUUGAGAUGAGGGCUGGUGCCAACAACUCCGCCACCGUAGAGGAAGUAGUAGACGCCAUCUCGCUCAUCUUCCUAAACCGCCUAUCCCCCAUCCAAUGCGCCAGUCUUCUCACAUUCCUCCAAACCACAGCUCUCAGCCAAAACGCCGAGGUUAUCGCCAAAUGCGCGGCCAGAAUGCGUGACGCUGGCUCGCAAGUCGACUGCCAACUGGUACAGCACGCUGUCAACUUGCGUACGUCGGAGAAGGCCAGAGGCUCGUAUUGCGGCGGGUUGUGCACCGUGGAGGGAACGGGCGGUGAUGGGUAUUCCACCUUCAACUUAUCUACCGCAGCGGCCAUCAUCGCAUCAGCAUACGUCUUCAUCGCCAAGCACGGCGCGGGCGCGUCGUCUUCUAGCUCGGGCGCCGCAGAUGUACUACGUGCUAUCGGUGCUAGCUCUGCUGAUAGACACCCACGCAUUUCCCCAGUCCUCGAGAGCGUCACGCCGGUAUCGUUGCCUGCGUUCUACGAGCAUGGAAGCUUUGCCUUUCUGUUUUCACCCGUCUUCCAUCCUGGUGUUAAGUGGGCGGCACCGGUACGUAAGGAGUUGGGAUUCAAAACUAUCUUCAAUGUUCUUGGUCCGCUGGCGCAUCCCUUGACCCCAAUUAUGGAGGCUAGAGUGGUGGGUGUUGCCCAGAAACAGCUGGGUCCUAUUUAUGCAGAAGCGUUGAAAUUGUUGGGCGUGAAGAAAGCAUUAGUCGUAUGUGGCGCAGAGAGCUUGGACGAGAUUAGCUGCGCAGGACGAACGUUCUGCUGGAGUCUCGUUGAAGAUCCUCACUGGACCGUGGAUGAAGAGGAAGGCGUUUCGGUUCGCGUCGAGGAAUUUUCACUGACGCCGGCCGAUUUUGGACUUCCAGUACACUCCCUGAGCGAAACCUCGCCCGGUAAAACGCCUUCGGAGAAUGCGGCUGUGCUCGUAAAAAUGAUAUUGGGCGAGCUCUCAGACGAUGAUCCAGUCCUUCAUUUUGUUCUAAUGCACGUAGCGGCGCUUUUUGUGUAUGGCCGAUGCAAGUCUGGGAGUUCCAUUGUAUGUUUGAAGGCUUGUAAGUUACGCACCCAGGUCAAGCCAGUUAGGCCGAUGUAG
This is a messenger RNA of Lachnellula hyalina, 3258 nucleotides long. Its product is annotated as Anthranilate phosphoribosyltransferase. The transcript has 4 exons. Gene Ontology annotation, cellular component: cytosol. The record is from RefSeq and is a predicted model, not a curated record. Gene Ontology annotation, molecular function: anthranilate phosphoribosyltransferase activity. The coding region runs from base 1 to 3258 and encodes 1085 amino acids. Lineage: Eukaryota; Fungi; Ascomycota; Leotiomycetes; Helotiales; Lachnaceae. Gene Ontology annotation, biological process: L-tryptophan biosynthetic process.